This is a messenger RNA of Hibiscus syriacus, 625 nucleotides long. RefSeq lists its product as uncharacterized. The coding region runs from base 89 to 442 and encodes 117 amino acids. Lineage: Eukaryota; Viridiplantae; Streptophyta; Magnoliopsida; Malvales; Malvaceae. The transcript is spliced from 3 exons. The record is from RefSeq and is a predicted model, not a curated record.
GAAACUCAUAAAGGUAACAUACAAGAUGGCAUCGGAUGUUUUGGGCUGAGCAGCUGCAAAUUGAGGAAUUGAAUCGAAAAGGAGGGCGAUGGCGGCGGCGUCGUUUAGGUGGUUGCUCCAACUCCACAGGGACGUUCCCAAGGCGACGAAGUUCUACUCGCAAGGUCUCGACUUCUCCGUCAACAUCUGCACGCUUCGGUGGGCCGAACUUCAGUCUGGUCCUCUCAAGCUUGCUCUAAUGCAAUCCCCAUGUGAUAAUGUGAUCCAGAAUGGUUACUCUUCAGUUUUAUCAUUCACGGUGAGUGACAUUAACAGUACGGUAACAAAACUAAUGGCAUUAGGAGCUGAACUAGAUGGUCCCAUCAAAUAUGAAAUCCAUGGCAAGGUUGCCGCCAUGCGUUGCAUUGAUGGUCACAUGGUUGGCCUCUAUGAACCAGCAUAAAAUGUUCUAGAGAUGCCCAUUAACCAGAGUCGACCGAUUCGCUGUUGAAAUCGUUUGAAGACAUUGAGAAGACAUGAGAAAUUUUUCCCUUCUUUGGAUUUCCUUCAAUUAUUGUAAGUGUUUUUUCAUCCAAAUCAAUUAGAGCCGUGCAGAGUGUAUAAAGAGUUGGACCUGCAGUAAUAC